UUUACAAUAUUGUCAAUACAUUUUUAUAGUCUGGAAAAUCACACGGUAGGAUCCAGUUUUCCCACAUUAAUUUUCAUAUUGGUUUGGUUGUCAUUAGGGCGCUUUUUCCGACACGAUACCGACAAAACGGAUCCGAUUGUCGGCGAACGACAUAGAGUCAAGUAAAAUACAUGGUCAGCAACGGAGUGCUUUUUCACUCACCGAUAAGAUAACGAUUACGUCGCAUCCGACAAGGCGAUAUCGUUUGUCGGAAUCAAAUGUCGGUUAAGCAAUCACGUUUCUCCUCAAAUCGGGCUGAUUUUGUGUAUCUUUCCAGUUCUAUCUCCUCUUUUGAUAUCAUUAUUUUAAUUAAUUUAGUCAUUUAUUUGAUCAUGUCAAAUGUAAAAUUUGAUGUCAUUUUGCUCUGUGAGCUCGUAGAAGCUAAGGAAUGUUUAUGGAAUAAACGAAGUGAGUUAUAUAGAAACAAAAUUAUACGAGAAAAUGCGUGGGACGAAAUCAGCAAAUUCUUAGAUGAAGAGUAUGAAGAAAAAACAAAGCUACAGAAAAAAGAAACAGUUGAAAAAAUAAAGAGUAAAUGGUGUAACAUCAGGGAUGCUUUUAUGAGAAGUUUAAAAGACAAAAGUAGCCAGUCAUCCAAAAAAGAAUACUUGUACCAUGCGCAUUUGCAAUUUCUUCUAGCUGGUCAAGAAAACGACAGCACCCAAUCUAGCAAAAUUGUAGAUGAAUUGGCAACAUCAGCUAUCUACGAGAGUGUUGUUAAUCCAACGGAAAAUGAUCACGCACCAAUCACUGGAAAUGAUCCACUAGAAAUGAUCUGCAGUGAGUCAGGUAGUGCCUCUGGUGAGACCUCUACUAAAACGUGUAAAAAACGCAUACGCUCUCAACAGAACUUGAAUGAUCUCGAGAAAGAGAUCAUUAAGGAACUGAAACGGCCUCGGUUGGAGAAGCCCCCUAGUACAUUUUUUUCUUCAUUUGAAGAAUACGUCACAGACAUGAGUGAGAAUGAAAAAAUUGAACUGCACAUGGCUGUUCUAACAUUAAUCAUGAACAUUAAAGCUAAAAGAUCUCAACCAGUAUAA
This is a messenger RNA of Parasteatoda tepidariorum (common house spider), 1079 nucleotides long. RefSeq lists its product as uncharacterized. Lineage: Eukaryota; Metazoa; Arthropoda; Arachnida; Araneae; Theridiidae. The record is from RefSeq and is a predicted model, not a curated record.